UGAUGUAACACAUGGAAAGUUCCGGAUUAACUAAAGGUCGAGAUAAAACUGCGAGCGUGUGUCAUAGCAGCUCAGAGUUGCGUCCAUCUUUUCUCACACGAGCAGCGAAACAAACUUAACUCUUGAAAAUGCCAAGAGGAAGCAGAAGCCGACCCAGCAGGAUGAGCCCUCCUGCCAGCCGGGCACCACCUUCACCUCCACCAAUGGCCAGGGCGGCACCUCCAACUCAUGCUCCAGUCCCCAUGCAGGCCGCUCCAUCUGCUGUUGGUGCGCCAGCCGCAGCGCCCAGACAGCCUGGCAUGUUCGCACAGAUGGCAACGACAGCCGCAGGCGUGGCAGUGGGCUCUGCAGUGGGACACACCCUCGGUCACGCCAUGACUGGUGCCUUCAGCGGAGGCAGCUCUGAGGCUGCCAGGCCUGACGUCACAUAUCAGGAGCCGUACCAGCAGCAGGGACAGCAGCAGGCAGACCAGACGCAGAUGUGCUCCUAUGAACUGAAGCAGUUCCUGGAAUGUGCUCAGAACCAGAGUGACCUGAAGCUCUGUGAGGGAUUUGGCGAAGUGCUCAAACAGUGCAGGUUUGCUAAUGGUCUUUCUUGAGAUGAAGA
This is a messenger RNA of Cyprinodon variegatus (sheepshead minnow), 607 nucleotides long. RefSeq names its product coiled-coil-helix-coiled-coil-helix domain containing 2 (gene chchd2). Gene Ontology annotation, molecular function: sequence-specific DNA binding. Lineage: Eukaryota; Metazoa; Chordata; Actinopteri; Cyprinodontiformes; Cyprinodontidae. The transcript has 4 exons. The record is from RefSeq and is a predicted model, not a curated record. Gene Ontology annotation, cellular component: nucleus; mitochondrion. Bases 129 to 599 code for a protein of 156 amino acids. Gene Ontology annotation, biological process: mitochondrion organization; positive regulation of transcription by RNA polymerase II.